UCCAGUUAGCAGCAGUUGGAUUGGUCCUUGGGCAAACCCCCCCCCGUAUUCCUUGUGUUUAUGUGUAGAUCGAGAAGGAAUAAGGAUUGAGUAGUCUAUUAUCAUGUAACGUUAUGUCUUCGCCAGACAUUUAAAAAUGUUGAUCAACUAACGUAAGCCUAUAAGUUAACUUACCAGUGGCUAGCUAAUACCAGUCAACGUCCUAACGUUACAGUGGCAAUGGCCAACCUGGAGCAGUGGGUGAGCGACCGCCUUCAUGACAUCCUGGGGCUGAGUGACCGAUAUGUGGCUCAGUUCAUGGUAGGUCUGGUGCGAAAGUCUGCUAAUUUGCCAGACUUCAUUGUUCGCCUCAAGCAGACCGGCACCAUUGCUGUCGACCAGAAAGUUGAGAGGUUUGCACAGGAAUUAUUCGAGAAGGUGCCACGAAAACAGAUAGUGGAGAAACCAUCUCGAGCUCUGGAGCGGCAAGUGCAAGCCAUGGAGCAGAAAAAUCGUACCUACACUCUGCUAGAGGAGAGCGACAGCGAUGGAGAAGUAACACAGGAGAGAGGAAAGGAGAAGAAAGGGAGGGAGAAAGUAAAGGGAAAGAAGAGAAAGCACUUGAGACAGAAACAGGAAGAGAGUGCCUCAUCCAGUGAAGAGGAAAAGGAAAGUGGCCAGAUGACUACCAAAGCACAGAAGAAAGAGGAUGAGGAGGACCAAGAGGAGGACUGGGAAAAAGAAGAGCGCGAGCGACAGCAGGACCUGGAGGAAAGAGAUGCUUUUGCAGAGCGCAUGAAGUUGAAGGACAAGCAGAAGACCCGAAGUAUCAUGGAGAGGACUGAUAAAAAGGCUUACGAGGAAGCUCAAAAAAGACUUAAGAUGGCAGAGGAAGACCAAAGGAAAAUGCUUCCUGAGUUGAGAAAGCAGUCACGCUUUGAGUACCUGAAGAAACGUGAAGCUGAGAAAUUAGAAGACCUGGAGGCUGAGAUAGCCGAUGAAGAGUACCUGUUUUCCUCUGACAACCUCUCUGAGCGAGAGAGAAAAGAACUGGAUUACAAGCGUACAGUCAGAGAUUUGGCCAGGGACUACAAGAAAGCAGGAGCCAAGGAAAAGGAUGAAAGGAAGAAUCGCUACUACAUGCCAGAGGAGAAUAGGAGAAAGAACCCUCCUGAACGGGAUCUCCAGCUGGAUGUUGAAGAAGGGGGGCAUGAGGGCGGGGGGGAGCAGAGCCGCUGGGAAGAGGCACGGGUCGCUACAGCAACUCUGCACUUUGGCGCCAAGGAGGAGAGGGAGCGUCGACUGAAGGAGGAGCAAGACAAGUACCAGUUAGUACUGGAGGAGGAGGAGAUGAUCAACUUUGUCAGCAGUGCCAUCACCAUGAAAGGAACACGGUCAGAAAAGGAGGAGGCUGAGCCACAGCUCUCUCAGGCAGAUAAACAGAUGCAGUCGAUUCAGGAGGUUAGGCGGAGUCUGCCUGUCUUUCCCUAUCGACAAGACCUACUAUCAGCUAUUGAGCAGCACCAGGUGCUCAUUAUUGAGGGGGAGACUGGGUCUGGCAAAACUACACAGAUCCCACAGUAUCUCAUGGAAGAGGGAUAUAAUGCUGGAGGUUUGAAGAUUGGUUGCACUCAGCCUCGUCGAGUAGCAGCAAUGUCUGUGGCAGCUCGAGUGGCACAAGAAGUUGGAGUAAAGCUUGGAAACGAGGUGGGCUACAGUAUUCGAUUUGAGGACUGCACAUCAGAACGGACAGUACUAAAGUACAUGACUGAUGGAAUGCUUUUGAGAGAGUUUCUCACAGAGCCAGAUCUUGCCAGCUAUAGUGUGGUCAUAAUUGAUGAAGCCCAUGAGCGCACCCUCCACACAGACAUCCUUUUUGGCCUGAUAAAAGACAUUUCUCGUUUCCGUGCUGACCUGAAGGUGCUAGUGGCCAGUGCUACACUGGAUACAGAACGUUUCUCUUGCUUCUUCGAUGAUGCUCCUGUCUUCAGGAUACCUGGACGUCGUUUCCCUGUAGACAUUUUCUACACAAAGGCUCCAGAAGCUGACUAUCUGGAGGCAUGUGUUGUGUCCGUGCUGCAGAUCCAUGUCACACAGCCCCAUGGAGAUGUACUGGUGUUUCUCACAGGGCAGGAGGAGAUUGAGGCAUGCUGUGAGCUUCUACAGGAUCGUUGUCGGCGACUGGGGUCCAAGAUAUCUGAGCUCAUUGUCCUGCCCAUCUAUGCCAACCUGCCCUCAGACAUGCAGGCCAAGAUCUUCAACCCAACUCCACCUGGUGCUCGCAAGGUUGUGGUAGCCACCAACAUUGCAGAGACCUCCCUCACUAUUGAUGGCAUCAUCUAUGUCAUUGACCCAGGCUUUUGUAAGCAGAAAAGCUAUAAUGCUCGCACGGGCAUGGAGUCCCUCAUCGUCACACCAUGUUCACGGGCGUCAGCCAAUCAGCGGGCUGGAAGAGCAGGCAGAGUAGCUGCUGGGAAGUGCUUCCGUCUCUACACUGCUUGGGCUUUCAAGCAUGAGAUGGAGGAAACAACAGUACCAGAGAUUCAGAGGACCAAUCUGGGCAACGUGGUGUUGCUGCUGAAGAGUCUGGGAAUUAAUGACCUCAUUCACUUUGACUUUAUGGACCCACCUCCUCAUGAGACACUUGUUCUAGCUUUGGAGCAGCUCUAUGCUCUGGGUGCCCUCAACCACCUUGGAGAGCUCACCAAGCUUGGCAGGAGGAUGGCUGAGUUGCCAGUGGACCCCAUGCUGAGCAAAAUGAUCCUGGCCUCAGAACAGUACAAGUGUUCAGAAGAGGUACUGAGCAUUGCUGCUAUGCUCUCCGUCAAUAACUCGAUCUUCUACCGACCGAAAGACAAAGUAGUUCAUGCUGAUAAUGCACGCAUGAACUUUGUAGUGCCUGGUGGAGACCAUAUGGUGCUGCUCAACGUCUACAGUCAGUGGGUGGAGAGUGGUUAUUCCACACAGUGGUGUUAUGAGAACUUUAUCCAGUUCCGCUCCAUGAAGCAUGCAAGGGACGUGCGUGAACAGCUGGAAGGUCUGAUGGAUAGAAUAGAAGUGGAGGUGUGCAGCUCCCAGGGAGACAAUGUGCCAAUCCGCAAGGCAGUGACAGCGGGCUACUUCUACCACACAGCACGGCUUAGCAAGGGUGGCUACAAGACAGUUAAGCAUCAGCAGACCGUCUAUGUCCAUCCCAAUAGCUCCCUUUUUGAGGAACAGCCACGCUGGCUUAUCUACCAUGAACUUGUCUUCACCACAAAAGAGUUCAUGAGACAGGUUAUUGAGAUAGAUAGUGGCUGGCUGCUGGAGGUGGCCCCUCACUACUACAAGAACAAGGAGCUGGAGGACAGCAGCAGUAAGAAGAUGCCACGGAAGCAGGGAAAGGCACGUGAGGAACUGGGCUGAACAACCGGGCACAAGAAUUUAGAAGAAGAAAAGGAUGUCUCACAGAGUGGACCCAUGCUCCACCACAGACACAUCACUCAGAAGCAUUUUUUAAGAGCUAUUGUGUGCGGACUGCAGCUAUCAGCAGUUUUUCCAUAUACUCACUUAAUGGCCUUUUUUCUUUUUUUGGAGAAUUGUUUUUUGACCUCGGCCAGCCAUGUUGAAUAAAGUUUGCUGUUUGCUAUUUACUAUGAUGAA
This is a messenger RNA of Alosa alosa (allis shad), 3621 nucleotides long. RefSeq names its product DEAH (Asp-Glu-Ala-His) box polypeptide 16 (gene dhx16). The record is from RefSeq and is a predicted model, not a curated record. The coding region runs from base 220 to 3384 and encodes 1054 amino acids. Lineage: Eukaryota; Metazoa; Chordata; Actinopteri; Clupeiformes; Clupeidae. The transcript is spliced from 21 exons. Gene Ontology annotation, cellular component: intracellular anatomical structure; catalytic step 2 spliceosome. Gene Ontology annotation, molecular function: RNA binding; ATP binding.